Felis catus (domestic cat) is the source of this 1751-nucleotide messenger RNA. It is a transcript of the gene ZFTRAF1, whose product is annotated as cysteine and histidine rich 1. Gene Ontology annotation, cellular component: nucleus. The record is from RefSeq and is a predicted model, not a curated record. The transcript has 4 exons. Bases 164 to 1384 code for a protein of 406 amino acids. NCBI's taxonomy places the organism in Eukaryota, Metazoa, Chordata, Mammalia, Carnivora, Felidae. Gene Ontology annotation, molecular function: zinc ion binding.
GCGGCUUCGGGGCGACGCGCGGGCCAGACCCACUGAGGCGGCGGCGCAGGGAGCGGGGUUGCGGGGUCGCGGCGGCAGCGAGAGGGCGGCGGGAGCGCGCGGCGCCCCUAACCUCCAGCCGCGGGUGCGCGCCGGCACCCGCCCGCCGGGCCGACCGGCCGCGAUGUCCGGCGCGGAGGAGGCCGGCGGGGGCGGGCCGGCCGCGGGGCCUGCCGGCGCCGUGCCAGCUGGGGCCGGGGUCGGGGCUGGGGUCGGGGUCGGGGCCGGGCCAGGGGCGGCCGCGGGGCCGGCGGCGGCAGCGGCUCUGGGCGAGGCGGCGGGGCCCGGGCUCCCGGACGAGGCGGGCCUGGCAGGCGCCCGGCAGCUGCAGGAGGCGGCCGGCGACCCUGACGCGCCGCCCAAGAAGCGGCUGCGGGCGGCCGAGGCAGCCGAGGCGGCGGCGGCGGCGGCGGCGGCGGGCAGCGGGAAGCUGGAGGAGCGUCUCUACUCGGUGCUGUGCUGCACCGUCUGCCUGGACCUGCCUAAGGCCUCCGUGUACCAGUGUACUAACGGUCACUUGAUGUGCGCUGGCUGUUUUAUCCACCUACUAGCAGAUGCCCGGCUGAAGGAGGAGCAGGCCACGUGCCCUAACUGUCGUUGUGAGAUCAGUAAGAGCCUCUGCUGCCGCAACCUGGCUGUGGAGAAAGCCGUGAGCGAGCUGCCCUCCGAGUGUGGCUUCUGCCUGCGCCAGUUUCCCCGCUCCCUCCUGGAGAGGCACCAGAAAGAGGAGUGCCAGGACAGGGUGACCCAGUGCAAAUAUAAGCGCAUCGGCUGCCCGUGGCAUGGGCCCUUCCACGAGCUGACGGUGCAUGAGGCUGCGUGCGCCCACCCAACCAAGACGGGCAACGAGCUGAUGGAGAUCCUAGACGAGAUGGACCAGAGCCACCGCAAGGAGAUGCAGCUCUACAACAGCAUCUUCAGCCUGCUCAGCUUUGAGAAGAUCGGUUACACAGAGGUCCAGUUUCGGCCAUACCGCACAGAUGACUUCAUCACGCGCCUGUACUACGAGACGCCAAGGUUCACGGUGCUGAACCAGACGUGGGUCCUGAAGGCACGCGUGAACGACUCGGAGCGGAACCCCAACCUGUCAUGCAAGCGCACACUCUCCUUCCAGCUCCUCCUCAAGAGCAAGGUCACGGCGCCCCUGGAGUGCUCCUUCCUGCUGCUCAAGGGCCCGUACGAUGAUGUAAAGAUCAGCCCCGUCAUCUACCACUUUGUCUUCACCAACGAGAGCAACGAGACGGACUACGUGCCACUGCCCAUCGUCGACUCUGUGGAGUGCAACAAGCUGCUAGCCGCCAAGAACAUCAACCUGCGGCUCUUCCUGUUCCAGAUACAGAAGUAGGCGGCGCCGCGCUGCCCGCGCCUGCCCCGCAGCGGCCUCGCAGUGCCGUCUGACCGUUUUAGCAGAGGAGAAGGAACAGAUGCAAACAUUGGGAAGGUCUGCAUGCGUGUGCGAAGGUGUGAGUGCUCUCACCUCGCCCUCCGCCCCGCCUCCCCUGUCCCAGGCACCGGAGGCCGGGCCACCUGCAGAGGAGACGGUGGCUCAGGGACACAAUGGGGCUAAGCCCGUGGCCAUGCCCUGGCCCCCAUGGCGCAGUGAGGCGCACCGUCUGCUCUGGGCUGCGCCCGGCCCCUGGGCCGGGCUCAGGGAGCACGCUGACUUCAGACGGCAUAUUUGAUUGCAAUUAAAAAGGCACCCUUGUUUCCUA